CAUUGUAUUUAGUUACAAUGUGGUGACGUCACAGCAGCGUUUAUAAACUUUACCAAAACAGUUUUUUUUUCUCUUUGAGAUUGUAUUUUCUUUAAUAUAUCCAGACUUGAACUGUUUUUAUAAAUAUUUGAAGUUUUUCCAACUAUAUUGAGGUCCAGUUACGCAGUUUGUAUGUUUUUUUUCUAAAUAAAGUUUCAUCACGUGACCCGGAAGUAAACAGCGCGAGGCGCUAGCAGCGUUAGCUUGUGCUGAGAGGGCGGCGGUGUUUCGUUGGGACGUUCGUGAGGUUUCUACAGAGAUGUAGCGAUACGUGGUUCGGUUCCGAACAAUCCUCUUUAGCUAAAGUGUCGUAAAUGAGUGAAUGCGUGUUGAACGUAAAGACAACGUGGCUGUGAUUGUGAGACUAGCAGAUGAUCGGAGCUGCUGCUGUUCAGAGGACUUUGGUGUUUGUUGGAGCUGAAGAUCUUCUGCAGCUGCAGGAACCAUGUCUUCAGAACCUCAGGAAGAUUCUGACAGAGAACAACUUUCUGCUGCUGAAGGAACCAUCGUCCAGAACGAGGAGGAGCUCUGUGGUCAGAGCGGACAGGAUACCACCUGGAGACCGCAGCUUCAGCUCCACGUUGUAGUCCUCCCCCAACAUUUUGUGACUGAAGAUCUCUCCAAUCAGCAGGGGAACUUUAAAGUGGAACAGGAGGCUCUAGAACCUUUACAGAUUAAAGAGGAACAAGCGGAACGACUUCCACAGACUGAAGACGAACUAGAGAAGACAGAAUUUCCACAGAUUAAAGAGGAGCAGGAGCAAGAAGAACCUCCACGGUUUAAAGAGGCGCAAGAAGGGUUCUGUCUCGGACAUUAUGAGGAGCAGCUUGAUCCGAAGCAGGAGACCUUGAUGGAAACUGAGAAAAAUGAGAACAGUGAUGCAGAACUAAGUGAUCAGGAAAGCUUAAAUGUAACUGAUAGUGAGGAUGAAUCAACAUCAACUGCAGAUGAAGAGACAGACCCACAGAACAUAGAUCAGAUGAAGAGUAGAGACAGCAGUCCUGUCCAAAAUGUGGACAGCUCUCACCUGUCAGACGGUCAAUGUGAUUCUGAUGUUAGAAAAAACAUAAAGAAAACAACUUUGGUUAAAAAACUUAAAAAAUCUCCAAAAAAGCAAAAACUUUCCUCUGUAAUUUCUGGUGAAAGCUCAAGAGAUGUUAGUAAUCUCUUUGUCUACAUGAAAACCAAGUCGGAUGACACGCUUUAUAUCUGUACGGAAUGCGGUAAAAGUUUUGGUCACUGGUCUCAGUUCCGAAUUCACUUAAGUACUCACACAGGAGAGAAGCCUUUUCCUUGCAAAGAAUGUGAUGCAAGUUUUAAUGAUUUGUAUGAUCUCAAAAGACACAUGAGAACUCAUACAGGUGAGAAGCCCUAUACUUGUAAAGAAUGUGCUAAAAGUUUUAGUCAAAUAUCUAGUCUCAAAUCACACAUGAGGACUCAUACAGGAGAAAAGCCUUUUUCUUGUCAAGAAUGUGAUUCAAGUUUUAGUCGUUUAUCUAAUCUCAAAACACACAUGAGAACUCACACAGGAGAAAAGCCUUUUUCCUGUCAAGAAUGUGAUAAAAAAUGUAGUACUAAAGGUAAUCUCAAAUCCCACAUGAGAAGUCAUACAGGAGAGAAGCCCUUUAGCUGUAAAGAAUGUGGCAAAGCUUUUAGUGAUAUCUCUCAUCUCAAAAACCACACAAGAACUCACACUGGAGAGAAGCCUUUUACUUGUAAAGAAUGUAACAAAAAUUUUAGUCGUAUAUCUCAUCUUAAAACACACAUGAUAACUCACACUGGAGUGAAGGCUUUUUCAUGUAAAGAAUGUGGUGCAAGUUUUAAUCGGGUGUCUAGUCUCAACAGACACAUGAGAACUCAUACAUGAGAGAGGCCUUUUUCUUGUCAAUGUAAUCAAGGAUAGUGUAAACUAAACUUAAGUAAAUUCGCACCAGAUAACUUGUAUAGUUAAUAACAUUUCGGGUUUCCAUUAAAAGUUUGAAGGAUUUUGAAAAGGUAACGUUUUUCUUCCACUAAAGGUGUAUUCACACCAAACGCGAUUCCUGCUACAAAUUUGCAUGCGUGAGAAAUUUGUUGGUCUUUGGCUGUCAAACUAUGUGUUCCUGAGUUUGACGCCGCGUGGGGGAGGAGCUACCAGCCAAUGCACUUAAGAUGAUCUCUAUAAGGAAUGGUGUCUGUGGAUAUUUCACUUAUAAUGUAUGGAAGACAGAAGAUUUUGAGAAAUAAGAUUUAUUUAUUGUGGAGAGUUCCACAAAAAUAUCUAUAAUUGUGCCUCAAAUCGAUCUGCUGGCAGACCUAAAGUCUACUAAAAUAUCUUGUUUUUUAUUGGUUCUGUAAAAUACUGUAGCUUUCUAAGGGACCUUUUUUUAGGUUUUUCCUUUUUAUACUAAAAUGAUCAAAAACAUGUAUUGAUAGGUAUCAAUCUAUGUAUUAUGAUUAUGAUUACUGCUCGAAUUAGCAAAAAUGUUAAACUUUUUCACAGAAUUAUUUUAUAUGUACCUAUAAAUAAAAAAUGUGUGGUCUUGAAUUAUUAGAGGUAAAUUUAGAAUGGCUUAAUUAUGGUUGUAGUCUAUACUGAGAUGAUGUGUAUGUAUUCUGAGUUCUACCAUAAUAACACUAGAAAUAUUUUGUAUAUAAUUUUAAUUCUAAUAGUUUUUAUGUAAUUGGUGAACAUUUCAUUAUUGUUUUUUUAAGUAUUGACUGCAGUUUAAACUUGUUGGGACAUGAUGGCAAGUAUCCAUUUAGUGAGGACGUUUUUCCCCAAAAUAUUUGUAAGAGGUGGAUAAAGACACAGACUGCUGUUUUCGUCAUGUUUUUAUGUGAUUCGUGUUUUGUAGUAGAUAUUAGAACUGUUUAUUGGUUCUUUUUAGUUCUCAGUGUUCUGUUCCAAUCUUUCCUGUGAAGAAUAAAGUGGACGUGAACAUCA
Molecule: messenger RNA, 2965 nt
Organism: Oryzias melastigma (Indian medaka)
Lineage: Eukaryota; Metazoa; Chordata; Actinopteri; Beloniformes; Adrianichthyidae
Product: oocyte zinc finger protein XlCOF6-like
Exons: 2
Coding region: 485-1906 (473 amino acids)
Cellular component (GO): nucleus
Source: RefSeq, a predicted model, not a curated record